AUGAACAUCUUCAGACUGCUGGGUGAUCUGUCACACCUUGCCGCGAUAUUGAUUUUGCUUUUGAAGAUUUUUUCCUCUAGGUCAUGCAGAGGUCUCUCUGGGAAGACGCAAAUUAUGUUCGCGCUUGUUUUCACUACCCGAUAUUUGGAUUU
Molecule: messenger RNA, 152 nt
Organism: Dicrocoelium dendriticum
Lineage: Eukaryota; Metazoa; Platyhelminthes; Trematoda; Plagiorchiida; Dicrocoeliidae
Source: the annotation of a GenBank genome assembly